AUGAGAAAUAGCAAAAGUUUUAGAGCUGAAGACAGGAUAAUUCAAUUCUUUAUAAGAUUAAAUGAAGAAUUUCAUGGAGUUGUGUCACAAGUGUUGCUUAUGGAUCCACUACCACAAAUCAACAAAGUGUUAUCUAUGGUGAUGCAGCAAGAGAGGAAGAUAAGUGGAACUUUAUUCACAAGUAACAUUGUUGUUGAAGAGGGAGAAAGUAUGAUAAAUGUUGUUGAUGGAACAAAACAAUCAUUUGGUAGAGGAAGAGGAAAUGGUCAUUCCUAUGCAGGUAGAGGAAGAGGAAAUUUGAAAGUUUGUACCUAUUGUGGUAAAACUGGGCACAUAAUUGAUAAUUGUUACAAGAAGCAUGGAUAUCCUCCAAGCUUUGGAAGAGGGAAUUCAUAUGCUAAUCAAGUGGAGGUAGAUGAAUCUGAAAAAUGUGUUGCAACAUCAACAAGUGAUAGUGCAAGUGGAAACAUGUCUCUUACUAGAGAGCAAUAUCAUAAUUUAAUGAUGAUACUUGAGAAGAAUACAAGCUCCAUCAACCUUACUAAGGGAGUGUUUGAGGUUAACUUGAUAUCACUUUCAAAGUUGUGUAGAGAGCAAGAUUGCAAUCUAGUGUUUGAAACUAACAAGUGUAUUAUACAGGCAAAAAAGGGGUUGAAGAAGAUUGGUUUGGCUAAAGAAAUUGAUGGCUUAUAUUACUUGGAAGAUGUUGCACUGAAAGAUAAUAGUAAUAUAGGUUUUGUUUCAAGUGUCUUUCUGAAUAAGCAAACUGAUAAUGUUGUAGCCCCACCCAUCUUAUGGAAUCUUAGAUUAGGCCAUCUAUCUUAUGAUAGAAUGAAAUGUAUGAGCAAGACGUAUAGCUAUAUACCUAGUAGUGUACAUAAGGCAUGUGAUGUAUGCCAACAAGGUAGACAAAAAUGUUUGCCUUUUUCCACAAGCAAUAAUAAUGCACACCAGGUGUUUGUAUUGUUCAUAUAG
This is a messenger RNA of Vicia villosa (hairy vetch), 975 nucleotides long. RefSeq lists its product as uncharacterized. The record is from RefSeq and is a predicted model, not a curated record. NCBI's taxonomy places the organism in Eukaryota, Viridiplantae, Streptophyta, Magnoliopsida, Fabales, Fabaceae. Gene Ontology annotation, molecular function: nucleic acid binding; zinc ion binding. The coding region runs from base 1 to 975 and encodes 324 amino acids. The transcript is spliced from 2 exons.